CAAGGAUGUCUCACUACUCUUUCUCUCUCUCUCAUAACAACAGGCUUCCAAAAGCUGCCCCAAACUGUCAGAAUAUAUAAAUGCUAAACAAGAAAAUGUACACAACUUUCUUUUAAUUUUCUUUUUCUUCUUAUUUCAAUUUUCCAUUUCUGUUUUUCAUGAAUUAAAUCCCCCCCUCUCUAUCCAUCCAUCUAUCCCUUCACAGAUCCUGCAACUCCAGAUCCGUGACUUCUCAAACCCUAGAUCAGUUUUCACCCUCACUUUCAGUACAAUUGUGCAAAGAAGUUGACUCUUGGAAGUGAGUUUUUUGGGUUGGUUUGAUUAUGGGUUGUGUUUGUGGCAAACCUUCUGCUAUUGAAGAUAGUAGAGAGAGUCCAAGGGAUAGAUACGGCGUUAAAACUUCAUCGGAAUUGAGGGUGCCUAGGGUUACUUCAUCAAGAAGAGAAGAUGUGUACAGGGUCAAAACUCAAUCAGAUAAUAAUGGUGGACCAAUGUUAGUUAAUAAGCAUGUUAAUGGCUCAGUCAGACUGCCCGGGGAUAAUUUUGAGAGGAAAAGGGAUAAGACUGAGUCUGUUGUUUCCACACACCAUCCUGCCCUGGGCAGUGUUCCUAGAGCGACCGAAGGUGAACAGGUCGCCGCUGGUUGGCCACCGUGGCUUGCGGUGGUUGCCGGUGAAGCUAUCAAAGGUUGGGUGCCUAGACGAGCGGAUUCUUUUGAGAAAUUGGAUAAGAUUGGGCAAGGUACGUAUAGUAAUGUCUAUCGGGCCCGUGAUCUCGAUCAGGGUAAAAUCGUUGCUUUAAAGAAAGUACGGUUCGACAAUCUCGAUCCCGAAAGUGUCCGCUUUAUGGCCCGUGAAAUCCACAUUCUACGCAAGCUCAACCAUCCAAACGUUAUAAAACUCGAAGGUCUAGUAACAUCUCGAAUGUCAUGCAGUUUAUAUCUCGUUUUUGAGUACAUGGAACAUGAUUUAGCCGGGCUUGCUUCUCACCCAAGUCUCAAGUUCACCGAAUCACAAGUCAAAUGCUACGUACGACAAUUAUUAAACGGGCUCGAUCAUUGUCACAGUAACGGUAUUCUUCACCGUGACAUAAAAGGUUCAAACCUAUUAGUCGAUAAUAAUGGCGUUUUAAAGAUAGCAGAUUUCGGUCUAGCAAGCUUCUUUGACCCAAGUCAAAGUCAACCCUUGACCAGUCGCGUCGUCACGUUGUGGUACAGACCACCUGAACUUUUACUCGGAGCUACUUAUUACGGCACUGCUGUUGAUUUAUGGAGUACCGGUUGCAUAGUUGCCGAAUUAUACGCUGGCAAACCGAUAAUGCCGGGAAGAACCGAGGUAGAACAGCUGCACAAAAUUUUCAAGCUUUGCGGAUCACCGUCGGAGGAUUAUUGGAGAAAAUCGAAAUUGCCUCAUGCUACCAUUUUUAAGCCUCAACAACCGUAUAAACGGGUUGUUGCGGAAACGUUUAAGGAGUUUCCGACACCCGCGUUAGCUCUCAUGGAGACGCUUCUUUCUAUAGAUCCUGCUGAUCGUGGGUCCGCCGCUUCGGCUUUGAAGAGUGAGUUUUUUACGACAAAACCAUUUCCGUGUGAUCCUUCAAGCUUACCGAAGUAUCCUCCUAGUAAAGAAUUUGAUGCUAAAAUGCGCGAUGAAGAAGCUAGGAGACAAGUUGCGGCUGGAGGCAAGGUUCACCGGCCCGACCCUGAACGAAGACCCGCAAGGGAGUCUCGAGCCGUUCCCGCACCCGACGCUAAUGCUGAACUUGCAACCUCUUUGCAGAAAAGACAAGGGCAGUCAUAUUCUCGUAGCGAAAAAUUCAACCCGCAUCACGAGGAUUCCGCUUCCGGGUUUCCAAUUGACCCACCAAGACCUUCUCAAGCUAUGGAAGAAGACCAAACCAAUAAUCUGCAUAAGCGGGCUUCACAUUCCGGGCCAUUGGUCCAACGGGCCGCCUGGUCAAAAGUCGGAAAAAAGGUCGAGUCAAACGGACCGGAUUUAUCAGCAAUGUCGGGUUUAGUAGCUGCGAGGAAAAGCAUGUUAUAUGAAGAGCGGAGAGACAGGGACAAAACCGGAACGUCACAACCGCCUCCACGACUGAUAAGUCGGUUUCCUGGUUCGCUUAAAGAAGCUUCUUCAAAUGCUGCCGGACCGCCUGAUGACGAUGCAAGAACAAUUAAUAAAGAUCCGGUUAAUAUCGGGUACGGAUCUAAGGGCAGCAAGAUCCAUUACUCGGGCCCACUACUCGCUCCCUCCGGGAAAGUUGACCAGAUGCUGAAAGACCAUGAUCGCCAAAUUCAAGAAGCUGUAAGGCGCGCACGCGAUAAAACCAAGGUGCGGAAAGUCCAGGUGGACAAUACAUUAUUUUCGGGUCGCUGAGCUGGAUAGCUAUUCAUACCCACAACACAAACACGGAUUAUGUAGGAACGAACAUUCAUGUAUAAUGAGCAAAAUGUUUAAACUUUUUCACCUGCCAUCUUUUCUGUAUAGUGGCAUCGGGAUAAAUUGUGGGUCGAUACUUGUUUUUUUUUCCUCGGGGUCUGGGAGAUGAUGGCGUGAGUGAUCGGUGAUGUUGGAUAUGAGUUUGAAGAAUGUAAUGUAAUCUGUAUUAUUAAGCAAUUGUGGUUGAUGCUGAGUUUCAGGUUUACUUGAUUGAAAGGGCAUUUAUGUAAUUUCAGUUUACGCGACCG
Messenger RNA from Helianthus annuus (common sunflower), 2686 nucleotides. RefSeq names its product probable serine/threonine-protein kinase At1g54610. The coding region runs from base 324 to 2375 and encodes 683 amino acids. Gene Ontology annotation, cellular component: cyclin-dependent protein kinase holoenzyme complex; nucleus. Gene Ontology annotation, biological process: positive regulation of transcription elongation by RNA polymerase II; protein phosphorylation. The transcript has 8 exons. The record is from RefSeq and is a predicted model, not a curated record. Lineage: Eukaryota; Viridiplantae; Streptophyta; Magnoliopsida; Asterales; Asteraceae. Gene Ontology annotation, molecular function: RNA polymerase II CTD heptapeptide repeat kinase activity; cyclin-dependent protein serine/threonine kinase activity; ATP binding.